Podarcis raffonei (Aeolian wall lizard) is the source of this 2296-nucleotide messenger RNA. It is a transcript of the gene ARF1, whose product is annotated as ADP ribosylation factor 1. Gene Ontology annotation, cellular component: plasma membrane; cytoplasm. The record is from RefSeq and is a predicted model, not a curated record. Gene Ontology annotation, molecular function: GTP binding; GTPase activity. Gene Ontology annotation, biological process: vesicle-mediated transport; intracellular protein transport. The transcript has 5 exons. NCBI's taxonomy places the organism in Eukaryota, Metazoa, Chordata, Lepidosauria, Squamata, Lacertidae. Bases 398 to 943 code for a protein of 181 amino acids.
UCUCUUCUCUCGCCCCCCCUUUCUGCGGCGUGAGGUAAAGAAGGGAGGGAGGGGUGGUGGACACCCACGCGCACGCACAGAGCGAGCGAGCGAGGCCGAGAGAAAGAGGGAGCCGUUCCCUGCUUACCCGUCGUGCACUGCGAGGUUCCCUGGCACUGACGUGGCCGCCGGGAGCCGCCAUCUUGUGUGCCUGGGCGCAGUGAGGGAAAGAGAAGGGAGGGAAAAGGGAGGAAGAAAGAAGGUAGGCGGGGAGGAGGGGGGGAAGGAAAAGAGCAAAAAAAGAGAGAGAGAGAGAGGAGGAAAACGCAGGGAAGGAGCAGCCCCGGGUUCAAAGCAGCGAGGCAGACCGAGACGCCGCCCGAUUUCUUUGGCCAGUGAGUGAGCACCAGACUUAAGCAUGGGAAAUAUUUUCGCUAACCUCUUCAAAGGCCUUUUUGGCAAAAAAGAGAUGCGCAUACUUAUGGUCGGGCUGGAUGCUGCAGGAAAGACUACUAUAUUGUACAAACUUAAGCUUGGUGAAAUAGUAACUACCAUCCCUACUAUAGGUUUCAAUGUAGAAACUGUAGAAUACAAGAACAUUAGCUUCACAGUGUGGGAUGUAGGUGGUCAGGAUAAGAUCAGACCACUCUGGCGCCAUUAUUUCCAGAAUACACAAGGUUUGAUCUUUGUGGUUGAUAGUAACGACAGAGAGAGAGUCAAUGAGGCCCGAGAAGAACUUAUGAGAAUGUUGGCAGAAGAUGAGCUCAGAGAUGCUGUCCUUUUAGUGUUUGCUAACAAACAGGACCUGCCUAAUGCGAUGAAUGCAGCAGAAAUCACAGACAAACUAGGACUGCAUUCUCUUCGCCACAGGAACUGGUAUAUCCAGGCCACCUGUGCCACUAGUGGAGACGGUCUCUAUGAAGGACUGGACUGGUUGUCCAAUCAGCUCCGAAACCAGAAAUGAAGCCCUAAAAAUACUCUUCUUUUCCCUCUUUUCUCCACCCCUCCUUAUUUCCUCCUCUUCCUCCUCCUCCUCCUCCUUCACCCUUCGCUUUACUCUAACGUGGCAAACCAUGCUACUUUGUGGUAUUGAGUGCCGGAAGCUGUUUUCAUUUCUCUUGUCACAGGAUGUCCUUCACCAUGCUGUACAUGUGGCAAAUCCAAGCCUGAAAACAGUUUAGGUUUCUUAUUUAAUGUAAAUAGUUCUUGUUUCCAAUGAGACAGUUUCUGGUACUCCUAUGCAAUAUUACUCAGCUUUUUUAUUAUAAAGAAAAUCAACUCGCUGUUUAGUACCGGGGAAGGGAUUUGAAGUGGAUUCAGAGAAAAGUUGCCAGUUGUCUGGUUGUACACUAGAGCUGAAUACAAUCCCUCUUGGCUUGCGAGGUCUGUGGGGAGGCCAGAUUUGGUGGCUAUUUUUUAGCCUGGAGAUGUCAGUUUCUUUUUUAGAAAAGAAGGAAAGCUGAAACACUUGAACAAAAUGUCCAUUGUGAGUUCUGCAACAACUUGAAUACCAGCAAUUUAACAUGUUAUAGGUCCAUGGAAUGGGCAGCAUCCUGGAUCUUCCUGUGCUUGACAACCUCUUUUGUGUUUUUUGUGAAUGUGAGAUCUCCUAAAGUCAGAGUUCAGUUCAGUUCAGGCCACAGACUUAAGAGAAAUUGGCGCACGUAUAAAACACUAUGACCCUCUAGUGCUCUCUCAGAUUUUGGGCAAGAACGUUUUUCUCCUCUUGCGUCUAAUUUGGAUGCCAUCCUUUACCUGUUCCGUUGUCGCCCCCUCCCCAAGUGUUUUGGACUUUUCUCAUGUAGAACUACAGUACUCCAGAAGACAAAUUAUUUCCACAGAGUACAGCAGCCCAUAGCAGUGCUCAGCUCUGUCAUCAGCAAGUACUGUACUUAAGUAAGAAAUGCCAUCCAGGCCACCUAAUGUAAUGUUUAGGGGGGGAAAUACUAAAAGCAUGAGAGUUUGGAGUUUCAUUCCAUUCUAGAAGUGUUUGAUGCCAUUUUUUGGAACACUCCCAUAUCUGUAUAUGUGUGGAAACCCCUUCACAUCCCUCAUACUGCAAGGUUCAGAUUUGCCAUCAAGAAGACCUCUUAACUUUUUUUUUUCUUUUGUAUUUUGAUAAAACACUGAAGAAGCUGGAGCUGUUUAAACUUUAACUUGAGGAACUAUCAGAACUGGUUUGUUUAGUGUUGUGGAAAAUCUCUUUAUUUGCUUUCAAUACACAGUAAUCAACUGUUUUGUAUACUUGUUUUCAGUUUUCAUUUCGACAAACAAGCACUGUAAUUAAAGCUAUUAGAAUAAAAAUCUCUUAACUAUU